CUAUCUAUCUUCUUGCAGAGAACAGAACGCAGAGGUGUUGGAGGAGAAGUCUUUCCGCUUGGUCGGGACAGCUUAAGACUUUAUUAUUGAGAACAUGACAAGUCAUUCAGCUGCUGAAGGUGCUUACUCAAGGGAACACACGGAGUGCUUAUUGUUUGAUUAAUUUCCUUGGAGCGGCCCGAAAUCUCCCACUCAUGAAUGCGCGCGUGACAGCGAGAUUUCUCCGAGGUGACACGUUAUCUAAACUACAGGGCACAACGAUUAUGUUAAUAUCAGGUUGUAGUCAUCAAUCAUCUCGCGUCAAUGUGGUGUCAACGUCGUUGUCCCCCCCUCCCUCCACCCCUAACCACUCAGGGCUAUGCGUAGGCGUGCGCGUGCGCAUCCAUGCAGCUGCUGGAGAAAGGUCCGCGUGUUUUUUUGCGCCUGGAGACUUAACGGGUAGAAGGAGCUGAGAAGAACAUGGGAAGAAAUUAAUUAAGAGGCUUUCCUUGCCCUGAUGUGAACACAGGAAUGCGCGCGCACUGACGUCAUAGAUAGAGACGCACUUUAAAACCAAGAUGUGAAUCUCAGAGACGUUAGGAUCACACACCUCCCACCACACAAGGCUGGUCGUGAAGAAGCUGAUGCGAUUUUCUGGAUUAACGGAGAAAAAGCGACUUUUUUAGAGACAUGAAAUGCGCGCGUAAAAGUCCGCGCGCCCGCGGAUAGAGCGAGUUUUAGAAUUUCUUUUUAAAGGAAAACAUUAGCGAAGUUCAGCGUCAGAAACGUGAUUUGUUUUGAUGCUGUUGGACAUCACCUCUUGCCUCGUUGAUCGUGUUGAACCAUGGCUUACUCUCAGCUGGGAUACCCCUACUCCGCUGCACCUCAAUUUCUGAUGACCCCCGGCUCUCUGGCUGGAGCUCAUCCAUCCCAGCCGGCGCUGCGCUCUCAGGGCAGCCAGCUGGCUCCAGGGGCAGGUGUCUACGGCAGCCCUUACCAAAAGAGCCAGAAUUACUACAACACCUGCUCCGGAGACGCCUCCACUGUGUAUGCUAGAGGACCAAUAGACCCCAAAGAAGCUGCACCUGUGGGCACAACCCAGACCCCUACUUACUAUCCUUAUGAAUAUAUGUUUGGGCAUCAUCCUUGUGAAAGAUAUGGGCAUUCCUGUUUAGACAGUUCUUCUCGCCGUAAGAAUGCCACUCGUGAGACCACCAGCACGCUGAAAGCUUGGUUGCAGGAGCACCAGAAAAACCCCUACCCAACCAAGGGGGAGAAGAUCAUGCUCGCCAUCAUCACCAGGAUGACUCUGACGCAGGUGUCCACAUGGUUUGCAAACGCGCGCAGGAGGUUAAAAAAGGAAAACAAGGUGACUUGGUCGCCACGGGCAUGUAAGAGCUCCGACGACCGAGGUUAUGAAGACGACAGUGAUGAAGCUGAGAGGCCAUUGAAACGUGACGAAGAUCUUCCUGACCAGCCGUGCGCAGACCUGCAGAGCGAUCUGGAGGACUUCGACCUGCUGGAGUCAGAUGCUUCUGAUGGAGACGCCAAGCUGCAGUUUCAGCCUGAUGUUGACAAAAGGAACCCAAACACUAACCUCCCACACAAGCAACUCGUGCCCCUCAAAGAGAGACUGUCAGACUGCCCCGAGUUCUCCACAGUCAAACACAGAAGCAGCUCCUUCUAUGUGAAUGAAGAGCUGGAGAGCACAACCAGCAAGCCCAAAAUCUGGUCCAUAGCUCACACUGCCGGGUCUCUGGAGAGCAGCUCUCAGCCAGAAUACUCGUCUUGUAUGCUGCUGUCAAGUGGCUCCUCCUCGCCGGGUUUCCCAUCGAAUAUGGCGCUCAGCAAGGCGGAAAGACAGCAGGAGUCAGCGGUUGCCACGCUGAGAGAGUGGGUGGAUGGAGUUUUUCAUGGGCCGCCCUUCCAGCAGCUGAAAGCUACAGACAGGUGGAAGGGCUUGAGUGACUCCAUGACGGACAGAGGGACAGCAACACACACCUUCCAACUCUCUUAGUCCAUCUCAUCAUGCAGCUCCUCAUCAGUUGGACCUUUCAGCUGCAGGACCAGAAGGAAGAGUCCGUGUUUUUUAGUUCUACCAAAUGAAAGUUAGCUGAAAGCCCCGGGUCUCCAGCCCUGCAGGCUUUUCAAAGCAGCUCAUGCAGUUUGGGGGAAACUGGAAUUUGACUGGGACUUUGGCACAGCUCUCUGCAUUUGAUGCUGAUAUCACUCACAACUUUUCUAACAGUGUCUUCUGGAUUUAUAGGAUGUUUUAGAAUGAAAACCUGUCACUAAACACUCCUGCAGUUGGAGUCUAAACACAAAACCACACUGUUGUACAUUUGCACUACCGCCUGCACAUGCACCGUGUCACAACAAUAAAGAGUGUGUUCUGCAGCACGGCUGAGAUGUUUGCUCCUCCAGAGGCAGAGAUGGAACCUCUUUAGAUGAGCAGGGCGACCCAGCAGCUGUGUGUGUGUGUGUGUUUGGGACAGGGGGGCUUUGUGUGUGUGUGUCUGAAAGGAGGAAAGUGGGUGGUAUUCAGCCGUGACUAAUGGAAACACACAGAGGAGGGUGCUGCUAAAUUGUUAAAUCGAUGCCACUUCCACCCCGGCUCCGGAUAUAGCUGCAAUCAGCGACGCGUCGCUUUUCAUUAGGCCACUGUUGACUUUGUCGAGCUCGGACAAGAAAUACUUUACAGCGAGCCGAAUGCCUCGUCCAGGCUUUCCAGAAAACUGUUCCACCUUAACUACUCAGGCUUUUAUUAUUCAAACAGCUAACUAGAAAAAAAGUUUUACCAGAAAGCGGGGCUGAUGUAAACGAGUUAAAAAAAGAAAAUUAAACAAUUUCCAUCAACAUCAGUUUACCAACAGUUUAUCAAAGAAAACACAAAUGCAGUAAACAUUUUUACCAAGCAUUUUAAAAUAUCCCCAAACCCUUUUUUUUCCCUCUUUUGACCUGCAUUCUUCCUGUUUUUUGGUUAAGGAAGAGUGAUAAAGUAUUUAUCAGAACAGAGGAGGGAUCUGCCCAGGCUUUGUGUGGAAUUAACAGUUUCAGAUUAAAUAAUUCAGGAUGAAUUCAUCUGAGAAUUUCAUUGUUUCUGCUCCAUAAAUAAGUAACAUCUGAGAUGAUAAAUAAUGACACCUGACCUCCUCUUCCUGACGGUUUUUUU
Messenger RNA from Oryzias latipes (Japanese medaka), 3151 nucleotides. RefSeq names its product iroquois homeobox 4b (gene irx4b). NCBI's taxonomy places the organism in Eukaryota, Metazoa, Chordata, Actinopteri, Beloniformes, Adrianichthyidae. The record is from RefSeq and is a predicted model, not a curated record. Gene Ontology annotation, molecular function: RNA polymerase II cis-regulatory region sequence-specific DNA binding; DNA-binding transcription factor activity, RNA polymerase II-specific. Gene Ontology annotation, cellular component: nucleus. Gene Ontology annotation, biological process: cell development; regulation of transcription by RNA polymerase II; neuron differentiation.